AAAUUCACCAAAAAAAACCAUCAAAAAUCAAGCAAAAAAACGUCAAAAAAAAGUCCCAAAAAAUGGCGAAAAAAUCUGCAAAAGAACAAGCUUUUAACGGUCUAGGAAGCCUAAUAAAGCUUUUACCAACAGGAACAGUUUUCAUGUUCCAAUUCUUAAGCCCAAUUUUAAGCAACAAUGGACAAUGUCACACUAUUAACAAGUACUUAAUGGGUGCAUUCCUUGUUAUAUGUGGUUUAAACUGCGGUUUAGCGACGUUUACCGAUAGUUACGUCGACAAUGAGGGUAAUACUCACUAUGGUAUUGCUACAACAAAAGGGCUUUGGCCUAGUAAUAAUAAUAGUAAAGGUGAUAAUAGUAAUAUGUCCAAGUAUAAGUUGAGAACAGGGGAUUUUGUGCAUGCUUUUAUGUCGGUUUUGGUGUUCGUCGUGGUGGCGGUUUUGGACAAGAAUACGGUGGAUUGUUACGUUCCGGCAUUGGAGACGACGAGGAAGACUAUGCUUAUGGUGUUGCCGCCGAUUGUUGGUGGUCUUUGUAGUGGUGUUUUUGCUAUGUUUCCUAGUACAAGACACGGUAUUGGGUACCCUUCUGAGAGGAGGGAAUCUGAUUUUGAGGCACCACUUAAUUAAUUUCAACAUAUAAGACAUGAAACAUGUGCUCUUACUGUAAGUGGUGGCGUGUGCUAAAAUCAUUUUAUGUCUGACGGAGCUAUCUUUUAAAAUCUUGUGGUUAUUAAUUUGUAUUUGUUUUCUCUCUAAUAUUCGGUCUAUUUUUAUUUUUAUUUUUAUUUUUUUAUGAGUUGAAUGCUUAAUUUAUGUACUUGAGUGAGAAAGAUUAUUGUGGCAAGUAUUGAUUAAUAACAUUGUAUAAAAGAAAGAAAAAGAGUUUGAAUAAAGAAUUCAUUUUAUUUUUGUGUGAAUAUAA
Molecule: messenger RNA, 924 nt
Organism: Spinacia oleracea (spinach)
Lineage: Eukaryota; Viridiplantae; Streptophyta; Magnoliopsida; Caryophyllales; Amaranthaceae
Product: protein DMP2
Exons: 1
Coding region: 63-629 (188 amino acids)
Biological process (GO): endomembrane system organization
Source: RefSeq, a predicted model, not a curated record